Suncus etruscus (white-toothed pygmy shrew) is the source of this 951-nucleotide messenger RNA. Its product is annotated as olfactory receptor 6K3-like. The transcript has a single exon. Gene Ontology annotation, cellular component: membrane. Gene Ontology annotation, biological process: G protein-coupled receptor signaling pathway. Gene Ontology annotation, molecular function: olfactory receptor activity; G protein-coupled receptor activity. The record is from RefSeq and is a predicted model, not a curated record. NCBI's taxonomy places the organism in Eukaryota, Metazoa, Chordata, Mammalia, Eulipotyphla, Soricidae. The coding region runs from base 1 to 951 and encodes 316 amino acids.
AUGGAAAAGAAGAACCAUACUGUGGUAACUGAGUUUUAUUUCUCUGAUUUCCCUCUGUUUGAGAAUGGGGGCCUCCUGCUCUUUCUCCUUUUGCUAUUUAUUUACUUGUUCAUUAUUGUGGGAAAUUCCAUAAUCUUCUUUGCUGUGCGGUUGGACCCCCAUCUGCACAACCCCAUGUACAACUUCAUCAGCAUCUUCUCCUUUCUGGAGAUCUGGUACACCACAACCACCAUCCCCAAGAUGCUCACCAACUUGAUCAGUGAGCAGAGGACCAUUUCCUUCCUUGGCUGUCUCUUGCAGAUGUACUUCUUCCACUCACUGGGAAACUCAGAGGGGAUCUUGCUGACCACUAUGGCCAUUGACAGGUAUAUGGCCAUCUGUAACCCGCUGCGCUACCCAUCCAUUAUGACUCCACGGCUCUGUGCCCAGCUCGCUGCUGGCUCCUGCGUCUGUGGCUUUCUUGUGCUGCUCCCCGAGAUAGUGUGGAUCUCUACACUGCCCUUCUGUGGCCCCAACCAGAUCCACCAACUCUUCUGUGACUUUGAGCCGGUGCUGAGCCUGGCCUGCACAAAUACAUCUAUGAUUGUGGUGGAGGAUAUCAUUCAUGCAGUUAGCAUACUGAUGUGUGUGUGUGUCAUCGCUGUCUCCUAUGUGAGGAUCAUCAUGGUGGUCCUGCGUAUCCCUUCGGGGGAAAACCGGUGGAAGGCUUUCUCUACCUGUGCAGCUCAUAUUGCAGUUUUUGUGGUGUUCUUCGGCAGCGUUUCACUCAUGUAUAUGCGCUUCUCAGCAGUGUACCCACCAGUUCUGGACAAAGCCACAGCACUCAUGUUUGCUGUGCUCGCCCCUCUCUGCAACCCCAUUAUCUACAGCCUGAGGAACAAGGACAUGAAGGAUGCCAUCAGAAGAGUUUUCUGCUCUUACCGGGGCCUUGAAGUAUCCUCUAGCCACUAA